GGAGGAGGGGGAGGUGGCGCGAGGCCGGGAGCGGGGAAGGCUGCGCCCGUACUUAAGCGCGCGCGGCCGGAGCCGCUGACGUCUUUGGGAUCGCGGACGCGCUGCUGCUUCCACUCCUCUGAACUCGCGGUCGGAAGAGGAGGAAGGGGGGAACGCCGGAGGUGCCAAAGUACAAGUGUCUGUCUAGAAUGCCCAGGCAUGCACAGCAGCUUAGAGACCAUGAUAGAAAUCCAUGUGUAGCGGAAACGGAUGCUUCUAGAAAAUGCAUGGAUGACAACAACUAUAACAAGGAUAUGUGUACUGCUUAUUUCUUGAAGUACAAAAGUUGCAGAAGAUUCUGGCAUGACAUUAUGAUGCAAAGGAGAAGAAAUGGUGUGAAACCAGAGAUGCCCUCAGCAGAAGAGAGAAAGAAAAUAUUGGAAUCGAUGGGGAAGUCCUACUGACUAGACACUUGCAUUGACUGACUGUUUUCACUGUACAUAUUAACUUAUUAGCAGCAAGUUGCCCUGUUAUGAACUGGACUUUGCAGUUGCCUUAUCUUGGAUUAAAAUAAGCUCCCAAAUUUUGAAGUGUGUGAACUUUAUAGGAUUGAACUUCCUGGUUUUAUCCAUACUCCCUGUCAUGGGAACUUGGCCUGUCACUGGAAGUCAUGGGUAUCAAUGUGACUUAGGUCUAGAAACUUUGGAAGUAGAAACUAACUUACCGUGAAAUGCUAAAAAUAAAAUUAUUGGGACUCACAGAGCUUGUUUGAAAGAAGGAGUGAGUGUUGUGGUGUAGUUUUAAGGAUGGAGCAGAUUGAGAGACCAGUAUGUGCAGUGAAUUUCUGGUAUCUAGCUAUUCUGCCUAAUAUUCUGGAUUUAUCAUGUGUGAUCCAUAACUAUUUUCACAUCAGUUGUAAUCUGUGUCCCUGAUAAGACUGUUCAUGAACUGAACAUGAUGCCAAAUCCAACAAACUUGUCAUUAGGUCUGCCACUGUGCUCAGAGACAGCAGAAGCUUGCAAUAAAUCAACUACACAAGCUUUGCUUGUUACAAGGUUAGAGAGGUUGAUGAAGAUAGAAUUGAACUCCUUAGGUCUGAACCGAAUAGUACCUUCUGGGGAUAGUAAAUAGAUACUUUGCUGGCAGGGAGGUGGCAGGGACUUGUAGACAUGUAAACGUAUACUCUGAGUGACAUGGCAGGUUUAACUAUAGUACAUCUAUGUAAGACUCUCCGGACAGCUGAAGCACUGGGUUUAGAAAUGCUUACUCAUACAAGACUAGAAAGCUCAGUUUGAACAGGUACUCCAAUAUUAAGUAAGAUUGUUUCCUUAACUAAACUGAAAAACUAAACAUAAGCAUGUUGCUCUCUACUGAAAACACUUUUUUUUUUUUCCUUGCCUCUAGUACCUUCUGGUGUCGUGCCUUGAAAGCUUUCACCCUGUGGUAAAAUAGAAGAAACACUGCCCUGAGCUCAGGUUCCAUGUGAAAUCCUUUAGGACUUAUG
Molecule: messenger RNA, 1483 nt
Organism: Cuculus canorus (common cuckoo)
Lineage: Eukaryota; Metazoa; Chordata; Aves; Cuculiformes; Cuculidae
Gene: CHCHD7
Product: coiled-coil-helix-coiled-coil-helix domain containing 7
Exons: 4
Coding region: 189-443 (84 amino acids)
Source: RefSeq, a predicted model, not a curated record